Molecule: messenger RNA, 345 nt
Organism: Linum tenue
Lineage: Eukaryota; Viridiplantae; Streptophyta; Magnoliopsida; Malpighiales; Linaceae
Source: the annotation of a GenBank genome assembly
AACGCCGUCCCUCCAGCCUACUGCGACGGGAUACACAACAUCUCCAACGAAGCGAAGACCGCUGAGGACGAGAAGGGCAUCUGCAACUGUCUGAAGCAGCUCUCCGACAUGUUAAAGAAAGGACUGGUCGAUAGCUGGUUGCAACAAAUUCCUGGGAGGUGCGCAGUCAACGUUCUUUUCAAGCUCUCUAUUGAUGCUGACUGUGACAAGUUCGAAACAUCACUCGUUUGCUUAGCGUAUACGUAUACUUCUAUUCUUUAUGUGUAUGGAGUAAUGCAUGUUGAUUACAUAUUAACAUAUGGUUACCUUACCUGUUCCAAUAUAAAUGAUAUGAUCUGUGCUUGA